CGUGACUCACCACCCCUCUCUCUCCCUCUCCCUUUCCCUCUCUCUGUGAAAAGAAAAAGCCCAUCGCUUUUCCUCAGCGAUCAAUUAUAUCAAUCAAAACCCCCCGCCCCCUCAAACUCAAAUCCUUCUCCCUCCUCUUUUCGUCGUUUACAUCAAUCUCUCUCUUUUUUUCUCUCUCUGUAUUUCCAUAUAUAUAUAUAUUGGUGUUUCUUUCUUGGAAGGUGUGGAUGCGGAUUUGGAUGCCAAGCCUUUGAUAUUUGAAUGCUGGUGUAUGAGAAAGGAGAUUUGGAUUCAAAUGCCCGGAUCUGCUGGUGGUCAUAUGACCUCCAGCUUGAAAACUCAGAACAAUUCUAGUGUGUAAUCAAAUGUUUUUUGGUCUAAGAACUUCUCUUAGAUUGAAAAUGUCUUUUAUGGGGUAAGAAGUGGGGGCGAAAUGGUUUUACAUUCCAGAUAUUUAAAGACAUGGAGGAGACAAGAGAUGAUGCAGGGCCAGCAGAGCAAGGGACUUCAAAUGCUUCAUGGUGGCCUUCAGAUUUCGUGGAAAAUUUUGGAUCUGUUUCUUUGGGGUCUCAAGGAGAGACCUUAGGUAAUAAAGAAUCCCCUAGAAGUUCUGAGGAAGAUCGGUUAACGCCUCAAAGAGCAUCUCAAAUUCUCUGGCGCACUGGAAUGCUUUCUGAAAAGAUUCCAAAUGGCUUCUAUUCUGUCAUUCCGGAGAAAAGGCUGAAGGAGCUUUUUGAUGCUAUUCCUACUCUGGAUGAGCUUCAUGCUUUGGGAGGUGAGGGUUUCAAAGCUGAUAUCAUUCUUGUAGAUAGCGAGAAAGAUAAAAAGCUAUCUAUGCUGAAGCAGCUGAUUGCGGCACUGGUGAAAGGGCUGAGCUCAAAUCCUCAUGCAAUGAUAAAAAAGAUUGCCGGACUGGUCUCUGAUUUUUAUAAACGGCCGAAUUUGGAAAGUCCUGCGAAGUCUGCUCUAGAAGAAGUUUCCCACAUGUUUGAAAAUCGAGGCGUUCAGAUGCUGGGUCAAAUAAGGCAUGGUUCAUGUCGUCCUAGAGCAAUCUUAUUUAAAGUUCUAGCAGAUACUGUAGGUCUUGAAAGUAGGCUCAUGGUGGGUUUGCCAAAUGAAGGGGUUGUUGAGUGUGUAGACUCUUAUAAGCAUAUGUCGGUGAUUGUUAUGUUGAAUUCUGUGGAACUAUUGGUCGAUCUUAUGCGGUAUCCUGGCCAGCUGCUACCCCGAUCAACCAAGGCACUUUUUAUGACCCAUAUUUCAGCAGCAGGGGAGAGUGAUUCAGCAGAAAAUGACUCCUGUGAUUCACCACUGGAACCAAAUAGUCCUCUUUAUGGCUUUCCAGAGAGAGUCGAUCCGGAUAGUGCUGAAAAAGAUGACGGCCUUGUAUUUCAAAGGAAAUUUGAAGCAUCGUCAAAUGUAUCUGGUCCUUCAUUACGAAAUGUGAUGAUGCGAUCAGGUACAUCUAUUGAAAGGAAGUUGAGUUUGUCACAUAGCGAACCCAACAUUGCAAAUACAUUUUGGCGACGCAGCCGUAGAAAGGCCAUUGCUGAACAGCGAACUGCUAGUUCCAGUCCAGAGCACCCUUCUUUCCGAGCACGUGGACGGUCAAUGCUUAGUGGUGAUAGAAAAUCAUUUAGAGAUUAUGUUGAUGACAUGGCUCCAUCAAGUAACUACAGGUCAGAUGGCGCAUCAACAUCAGAAGCUCGUAGAAUAAGAAGAAGAAGCAUUAGCAUUACUCCGGAGAUUGGUGAUGAUAUCGUAAGGGCUGUACGUGCAAUGAAUGAAACAUUGAAGCAAAAUCGUCUAUUGAGAGAGCAAGUUGAUGAAAGGUCAUUCUCCCCUUCAAAUGACACAAGUUCAGAUCUUCAGAAGAAUGCAUCCAGUUUCCAUCUUGAUGGUCAUCACAACAUAUCUAGUGGAAGGUCUGCUUUAUAUUCUCUUCCUCGAGACCAGAUAAGUUCUCAAAAGGCAAUGUCAUUACCCUCGUCACCAAAUGAAUAUCGUAGACAAACUUCUGAUAGAAGUGAGCCUUCUGAAUAUGGCCGAAAAGAUGAAUUAGUGUCAAUGUGGAAUAAGGUUCUUGAAUCUCCCAUGUUUCAAAAUAAACCUCUAUUGCCUUAUGAAGAAUGGAAUAUUGAUUUCUCAGAAUUGACUGUUGGAACUCGUGUCGGGAUUGGUUUCUUUGGAGAAGUUUUUCGCUGCAUAUGGAACGGAACAGAGGUCGCAGUCAAGGUUUUUCUAGAACAAGAUCUAACUGCUGAAAACAUGGAAGAUUUUUGCAAUGAGAUAUCCAUUCUCAGCCGUCUUCGACAUCCUAAUGUUAUUUUAUUUCUUGGUGCAUGCAUGAGGCCUCCACGCUUGUCAAUGGUUACUGAAUACAUGGAGAUGGGAUCCUUGUAUUAUUUGAUUCAAUUGAGCAGCAGUCAGCACAAGAAGCUUAGCUGGCGGAGGAGAUUGAAAAUGUUGCGUGAUAUCUGCAGGGGUUUGAUGUGCAUACAUCGGAUGAAGAUUGUUCAUCGUGACCUAAAAAGUGCGAACUGCCUUGUGAAUAAGCAUUGGACUGUCAAGAUCUGUGAUUUUGGGCUAUCGAGGAUAAUGACAGAAUCAUCUAUGAGAGACCCUGCGUCUGCAGGAACUCCAGAAUGGAUGGCUCCUGAACUUAUAAGAAAUGAACCCUUCACCGAGAAAUGUGAUAUUUUUAGCCUGGGGGUGGUGAUGUGGGAGCUUUGCACUUUAAGUAGGCCAUGGGAUGGGGUGCCACCAGAGAGGGUAGUUUAUGCCGUUGCUAAUAAGGGUUCCCGACUGGAGAUUCCCGAAGGUCCACUUGGCCAGCUAAUUUCAGAUUGUUGGGCGGAACCACAUGAACGGCCAAGCUGUGAGGAAAUACUUUCCCGGUUGCUCGACUGCGAGUACUCACUCUGCUGAAACAAUCUGUUUUUGCUUGUGUAUAUAAAGGAAGACAUUGUAGAGGUGUUACAUUGUGUUUCCGGCUUAAGUUGUAUGCAUGAAUAAUUUUUCCUGUCACUGUGAUAACAUGAGAUGAUUUCAUUUACCA
Juglans regia (Persian walnut) is the source of this 3058-nucleotide messenger RNA. RefSeq names its product serine/threonine-protein kinase EDR1-like. Gene Ontology annotation, molecular function: ATP binding; protein kinase activity. The record is from RefSeq and is a predicted model, not a curated record. Lineage: Eukaryota; Viridiplantae; Streptophyta; Magnoliopsida; Fagales; Juglandaceae. The transcript has 17 exons. The coding region runs from base 463 to 2928 and encodes 821 amino acids. Gene Ontology annotation, biological process: protein phosphorylation.